This is a messenger RNA of Solanum dulcamara, 2542 nucleotides long. RefSeq names its product LEAF RUST 10 DISEASE-RESISTANCE LOCUS RECEPTOR-LIKE PROTEIN KINASE-like 2.1. Gene Ontology annotation, biological process: protein phosphorylation. The record is from RefSeq and is a predicted model, not a curated record. Gene Ontology annotation, molecular function: protein kinase activity; ATP binding; polysaccharide binding. NCBI's taxonomy places the organism in Eukaryota, Viridiplantae, Streptophyta, Magnoliopsida, Solanales, Solanaceae. The transcript is spliced from 3 exons. The coding region runs from base 489 to 2411 and encodes 640 amino acids.
UUGAGCCCUAUCGUAGCCAAAAAUGCAUCGAGUUCACCAACUAAUGCACUUGCGUUCUACCCAAUGUACGUCAAAGUGAUGUCUAAAAUUCACUAAGCUGUCUUUGUUUGCACCAAAAAAGAAGCACGUCAAAGUGAUUCAUGAACACAAAAAGUGAGUGAGAAUUUAUAUUAUGUAAUGCUUUCCCUGUUAUUUGCAACGCACUCUUUUAUUUUCCAAACUGGCAUGUUGUUGUUGUUAAAGUAAUGUUCUCGUAACAACAAAAAGGGUUGUACUCCCAAUUUAGAAAAGUAAAUCAAGUCUUCAAGAGUCAAUGCUUGCUUUGACUUUGGUUAUUAGAAGUUUGAUAUUAAAAAUCUAUAAUAGUACUCCUGUCAAGUCGGAAAGCAGAGCAUGUGCUGUCUUUCUUUGAGGAGGUGGAAAUUGGAAUAGUAGUUUUAAAGACAAAAAGAAGAAGAAGAACAUUGAGCUGAACUUCCUCCAAAAAGAUGCACUCAACUGUUGUUCUGUUUAUCAUUCUAUGCUUUCUCCAUAUGCCCAUAUCCUUCUGUCAAGAUGCCGAGCGAUUCACUAAGUGUGGUGAGACAUUUAGCUGCGGUGGCAUCGACAUAUAUUACCCUUUCUGGGGAGAAGGCAGACCAAAUUACUGUGGUGGUCAUUCAAGUUUCCAGAUCAAAUGCGAAACUAACAUCCCCAAAAUUGAUUUUGAAUCAACAACAUAUAAAGUGAUAGAGAUCAACAAUCGUAGUAGAAUUCUGACCCUGGCUAGAGAUGAUUUACUGAGUAAUAUUUGUUUGAAUAAACCCAAGAACGACUCUUUUGAUUUAAAAACUUUCAGCUAUUUUUCGAGUGACCAGAAUAUUACUCUGUAUUUCGGCUGCACCCUCCGCCCUGGUUUGCAAAUACAACCUUCACCUCCAAAUAUGUUCGAUUGCAAUAGCAACAUAUAUGGUAUAUACACGCUGAUCGGCUUUCCCUUCGACCUUAAUCUGGUAACAUGCCAGGAAGAAAUAAUAGCUAGGGUCAAUCAAACGAACGCUGUGGCAUUAUCCAGUCCUACAGCUUCGGUGGAAGUUCUGAAAAGAGCCUUUGCUGGCGGUUUUUCAGUAAAUUGGAUGGCAAGUAUCGAUUCUGAGUGCACACAAUGCGACCGGUCAGGUGGAAGAUGUGGAUCCAAUCCAGAAUUUACAGCCUUUGCUUGCUACUGUGCAAAUGGUAUUCAUCCAACAGACUGCAACGACGGACAAAGCCAAGAUUCAGGAAAAAGGCUUAGCAUUUCGAAGAAAGUUGGAAUAGUUGGCUCAGUUGGUAUCGCAGGGAUGGUCCUAAUAUCAGUUACAAUGAUCUAUUGCCUCAGAAGUCGAGGGUCAUGCUGUAAGCCACUGAUUUGCUGGAAGAUCGAAUCACAAGAUUACAAAAUUGAAGAAUUUAUGAGAAACAACGGAUCUCAUGCUCCAAAGCUGUACAGCUAUUCGGAUCUAAAGAAAAUAACAAGCUUUUUCAGCCAUAAAAUAGGACAGGGAGGAUUUGGGCAGGUAUACAAAGGAAAACUACCUGAUGGUCGUGCAGUAGCUGUAAAGGUCCUGACGGAAACUAAUGGUGACGGAGAAGAAUAUAUAAACGAGGUAGCCAGUAUAAGUAGAACUUCCCAUGUUAACAUAGUAGGGCUUUUGGGAUUUUGUUACCAAAGGAAUAGGAGAGCCUUAAUCUAUGAAUAUGUGUCCAAUGGAUCACUGGACAAAUUUCUUAACAGUGGACCAUCUAGCACAAAUUGUUCUUUGGAAUGGACAACAUUGUACAGUAUCGCAGUUGGAACUGCUCGAGGUUUGGAAUAUUUGCACCGAGGUUGUAGCACAAGAAUAGUGCACUUUGACAUAAAACCUCACAACAUUCUCUUGGACCAGGAUUUCUGCCCCAAAAUAUCUGACUUUGGCCUCUCCAGAUUGUGCGAGAGAAAGGAGAGCAUUCUAUCAAUGUUGGGUGCCAGGGGAACUGCUGGAUACAUUGCUCCAGAAGUGUUCUCUAGAGCAUUUGGACACGUCUCUCACAAAUCAGAUGUCUACAGCUAUGGCAUGCUUGUUCUCGAGAUGGUUGGAGUGAGAAACAAUGUUGACAUGAGCCAAACUAGUGAAGUAUACUUUCCACAUUGGAUCUAUGAACAUCUCGAGCUGGGGAAGGACCUAAGUCUACAAGGUAUCAUGAACGAAGAAGAUGAAGAAAUAGCAAGGAAAAUGAUUUUAGUUGGCUUGUGGUGCAUUCAGACCAAGCCGUCAGAUAGACCAGCAAUUGAGAAAGCAGUUGAAAUGCUGGAGGGAAGCCUUCACUCCCUACAAGUUCCACCAAAACCUGUCUUGUUUUCUCCAACAAAAUCCAUCCCAGAGUCGUUUAAAUCAACAUCCACAACGACCUAGGAAAGGAGGUUCAUUUCUGGAGCCAAAUAUCGCUUCCGAGUAAAAAACAAUUGAUGCAAAUUUGUUAGUAUAUUUACUCUAAUUCAAAUGGAAGUGUUGAUAAAAUUAGUGGGAAUAUUAUCCCAAGUUUG